AGGAGCAAGAAAGUUUCAUCUGGCUAUAUUCCCACGUCAAGACACAUGGCUCUACAGUCCCAUUCAUUGAAAGAUAGAAAUAGUUUUAUUGAGUUCGUUGAUCUAACAAUUAACAAUGUUUUAUUUCACACUGUGUUUAAUUGGUUUCAUUAUCGCUUCAGCGGUACAGGAUGUAAGUGGCCAGGAGACAUCACCUCCGUGUAACAUGAUGUGUCCAUUCAUCUACUUGCCAGUUUGUGCCAGCAAUGGUCUCACCUACGCCAGCCGUUGUGUUAUGGACUCUAUGUCUUGCAUAGACAGUCUUGGCCUCACACUGAGACACGAAGGUCCCUGUGUCUGAGGUCAGCAGGACUUGGACUUCUAGAUUGAAAUGGACAGUGGUGUACAUACGUACAUCUGAGUGUUGAAAUUAUCCACACUUGUUUGACUGCUUCUAAGACAAAACGAAACAAUGUAAAUUAUG
Biomphalaria glabrata is the source of this 463-nucleotide messenger RNA. RefSeq names its product turripeptide Gsp9.3-like. The coding region runs from base 116 to 340 and encodes 74 amino acids. The record is from RefSeq and is a predicted model, not a curated record. Gene Ontology annotation, molecular function: protein binding. NCBI's taxonomy places the organism in Eukaryota, Metazoa, Mollusca, Gastropoda, Planorbidae. The transcript has 3 exons.